This is a messenger RNA of Striga asiatica, 300 nucleotides long. Lineage: Eukaryota; Viridiplantae; Streptophyta; Magnoliopsida; Lamiales; Orobanchaceae. The record is from the annotation of a GenBank genome assembly.
AUGUUCAUCCAUCUCCUCAUCUUCUGCUCCAUUUUUCGAUUCAAAUCACUGCUCCAUCUCUCAUCUUCUUCCUCGUCCCUUCACUCAUCAUCAAUCACGGCGGCUAAUUUUUCGUCCUCCUCCCAGAGCUCGUCCGAUUUUACCCCCGCGCAUCCAUUUACGGUGGCCGGAGGAUCAUCUGCGCAUCGAUGCCGCGGGUUCGAUCUGUUGGUAAAAGCGAUUCACCAGGUGGAUGCCGGCUCGGCCGUCGGCGUGCCGUACAUACAGCGUCGGUUCACUUCAUCAGCUCACAUCCAUUAA